Molecule: messenger RNA, 591 nt
Organism: Rhododendron vialii
Lineage: Eukaryota; Viridiplantae; Streptophyta; Magnoliopsida; Ericales; Ericaceae
Exons: 3
Coding region: 1-591 (196 amino acids)
Source: RefSeq, a predicted model, not a curated record
AUGGAGAUUGAAAUCAGUGGCUCUUUUUCCCCAAUCUCAUGUGAGGUUUUGGACAUUGAUGGUAAUUAUGCAAGAGAUGAUUGCGAAUCUCGUCGUAAGUUGGAAUUUAAAGAUGAUGAUGACUUCUUCAACACGGCUGUUCCUAUCGAAGAGGAAGGUGAGCAAGAUGUUUUGCAUAACUCAUUAGAUGCAACCAGUGAUAUAAAUUUGCUUCACUCCCAAAUUCCCAAUGAGGCAAUUCCAAAACUUGACAUGAAAUUUAAGACAGAAGAGGCAGCUUAUGAAUUUUAUAAUGCUUAUGUGUACAAAGUUGGUUUUAGUAUGCAUAGAAUCUGUACUCCAAGUAAGACUCAUUUACACAAGUCUCAUAGGAAGCUUAGUGUUGCCCAAGCAGCUGAAUUAGAUAUGGCAAAUGACUGUGGGAUAGCUCCAAAGGCAACAAUUGAGUUUAUGGCUAGACAAGCUGGUGGGCGAGAGAAUCUUGGGUUUAUUCUUCAAGAUUAUAAAAAUUACUUGCGUUCCAAGCGAAUUGUGCAAAUGAAGAUAGGCGAUACCGGUGGUGUUUUGGAGUAUUUGCAAAAAUGCAACUAG